This is a messenger RNA of Prunus armeniaca (apricot), 1077 nucleotides long. The record is from the annotation of a GenBank genome assembly. Lineage: Eukaryota; Viridiplantae; Streptophyta; Magnoliopsida; Rosales; Rosaceae.
AUGUUCCAAAUUCGUGUGAGUAGCCCCUCAACGGUUGCUUUUGCAAUUGGUCGAAUCCAAUUCAACAGAAUGCCCAAAACAAGAUUCUCUGCCAUUCAAUCGAAAACAGAGAUACCCACUUCAGAGCCAAACCCAGGUUCUGAAGGUUCCAACGAUGUUUCAGCUCCCGAGCUUCGUGUUUUUACGAGGAGAAAGAGAUUAAAAAAGACAGAAGUUCAAAAAAUACAUCUUGAAGUAAAACCUCAUGCCCCAAAACUCGCUGAACCACCUGACAUUGAAGAAUUCGCAUAUACAAAAGUGAGUGCAUCUACAAAUUCAAUUGACACAGGUAAACCACCUGCUAACUGGGAGAAAGUCCUUGAAGGGAUCCGCAAAAUGAGGUCUUCUGAAGAUGCACCAGUAGACAGUAUGGGUUGUGAGAAAGCUGGAAGUGCUCUUCCUCCUAAGGAAAGAAGAUUUGCUGUCUUGGUGUCUUCUCUCUUGUCAAGCCAAACGAAGGAUCAUGUUAAUCAUGGUGCAAUUCAGCGUCUACUUCAAAAUAAUCUGCUCUCUGCUGAUUCCAUUGACAAAGCUGAUGAAGCAACCAUUAAAGGCUUGAUUUACCCGGUUGGGUUUUAUACCAGAAAGGCUACUAACUUAAAGAAAAUUGCAAAAAUUUGUCUCACGAAGUAUGAUGGAGAUAUACCUAGCUCAUUGGACGAACUACUCUCACUACCAGGAAUAGGUCCUAAAAUGGCUCAUUUGGUUAUGAAUGUGGGUUGGAACAAUGUCCAAGGAAUUUGUGUAGAUACUCAUGUGCACCGCAUUAGCAAUCGGCUUGGGUGGGUGUCACGGCCAGGCAGAAAACAGAAAACUUCAAAUCCUGAGGAAACGAGAGAGGCAUUGCAAUUGUGGCUUCCGAAGGAAGAAUGGGACCCCAUAAACCCUCUUUUGGUGGGAUUUGGACAGACAGUUUGCACUCCGCUCAGACCUCGUUGUGGCGUGUGCAGUGUAAACGAGUUUUGCCCAUCUGCAUUCAAAGAGGCCUCAAGCCCAUCAUCCAAGUCAAAGAAGUCUGGUUUGAGCAAGAAGCUUUGA